Molecule: messenger RNA, 1376 nt
Organism: Moneuplotes crassus
Lineage: Eukaryota; Ciliophora; Spirotrichea; Euplotida; Euplotidae
Source: the annotation of a GenBank genome assembly
UCUUUAAGUGCCAAUCAAUGUUUGCGAAAGCUUCGACCUUCAAAAGAUCAAGCAUGAUGCUGACCAUGUUCAACAAGAGACCAUUCAUGAGGGUUUCCAGGGAUCUGAGAUCCCCUAAACAUGUUUCUCCAGCUUUAAGACUGACACAGUACCAGAAGAUGAAUUUCAGGCCCACUAACACACUCUAUUCCAAAGAUUACUACAAGAUUUUGGGUGUCCCUAAGAAUGCUUCGCAAGCUGACAUCAAGAAGAAGUAUUUCCAGGGCGCGAAGAAGCUUCAUCCUGAUGUGAACAAGGCUUCUAACUCUCAAGAAAAAUUCGCUGAAUUUAAUGAAGCUUACGAAACCCUCAGCGAUGAGAACAAGAGAAGGAUUUACGACCAGACUGGCAUGACCGGAGACGAACAAAACCAAGCAGGAGCAGGAGGUCCCUUCGGAGGCGGCUUCCCAGGAGGAUUCGGUGGCGAUGCAGGCGGCUUCUGGGAGCAGUUCACAGGCGGUGCACAUGGUAGGCAAGGAGGCAUGCCAGGUGGAGGAAUGCCAGGAGGUAUGCCUGGAGGAGGAUUCGAGGAUAUUUUUGGCAAUUUUGAAGACUUAUUUGGUAUGGGCGGUAGAGGCAAAAGCCAAGGCCCUAUUAAAGGUCAAGAUGUAGUCAUCAAUAUCUCAAUUGAUUUCAUGGAGGCUGUAGAAGGGGUUAAUAAGUCUGUAAGGUACCAGAAGAUUGAUAAUUGCUCAAGAUGUAAUGGAACAGGAGCUCAACCAGGAACAGCUGAAACAAAUUGCUCUACUUGUGGUGGGUCAGGGUUUCAAACAAUCAGACAGGGCUCAAUGAUUUUCCAAACCCAUUGUGGCUCAUGAGGAGGAGCAGGAAAAGUCAUUAAAAAUCCAUGUUUGAACUGUCAAGGCCAAGGAGUAGUCCAAACUUCAUCCACUGAAACUAUUAAAAUUCCAAAAGGAGUGAGUACAGGAGUAAACCUAAGAAUGAGUGGAAAGGGAAAUAAGGGACCUCAAGGGCCAGCAGGAGAUCUAAUGAUUAAAAUAACAGUAAAAGAUCAUCCUUAUUUCAAAAGAGAUAAGUUUGACAUCCACACAGAUAAACAUAUAACUGUUUCAGAAGCUAUUUUGGGAGGAGAGACUACAGUAAAAACUUUGACUGGAGAUAUGAAACUAAAAAUUAAUCCUGGAACACAACAUAACGAUAGAAAAAGAUUAGUUAGAUGAGGUAUCUCCAAGCUACCUCCAAACCACAGGCAAAAGGGAGACCAUUAUGUGAACUUUAAGAUUGAGAUCCCUCAAAAUUUAACAGCUGAGCAAAGAGAACUUAUGGAAAAGUAUGCUAAAGUUGAAAGUCAAUUAUCCAUUUCAUAGUCUUAAUUA